AUGGCUUCAUCUACAUCACUACACGAGGUUUUGGGGAUUCCGAUGAAUGCCACCAGCAACGAAAUCAAGGCAGCGUACCGAAAAUUGGCGAGGACGUGUCAUCCUGAUGUGGCAAUGGUGAAUCGGAGAGACAAGUCGGCCAAUGAAUUCAUGAAGAUUCAUGCCGCUUACUCGACCCUGUCAGAUCCAGAUAAACGUGCCGUUUAUGACCGUGAUCUUUUUAGGUUACGUCACAGGUUUGGCUCUUCAUCUGCCACGUUAGCUGCCAUGGCGACUGCCACGUCAAUGUCGGAAUUUUCGGGCCAUUAUCCACGCCGAAAUUGGGAGUCCGACCAGUGCUGGUAG
Messenger RNA from Camellia sinensis, 345 nucleotides. The record is from RefSeq and is a predicted model, not a curated record. NCBI's taxonomy places the organism in Eukaryota, Viridiplantae, Streptophyta, Magnoliopsida, Ericales, Theaceae.